Molecule: messenger RNA, 818 nt
Organism: Annulohypoxylon maeteangense
Lineage: Eukaryota; Fungi; Ascomycota; Sordariomycetes; Xylariales; Hypoxylaceae
Product: RNA-binding domain-containing protein
Exons: 3
Coding region: 97-690 (197 amino acids)
Biological process (GO): mRNA cis splicing, via spliceosome
Cellular component (GO): nuclear cap binding complex
Molecular function (GO): RNA cap binding
Source: RefSeq, a predicted model, not a curated record
AAUUCACUUCUAACACUCAGCCUUCCUUGAUACACAAUCACUUUGAAACAACCUAUUGUCAGUUUUCUUUGUUUAUUGAAAAAAAAACAGUAUAAGAUGCCGCAUAUAACUCGAUCAACAGUUGACAGAUUAGACCGCCCUAGCGCGUAUUACAACAGCCGGAACAAGCGCCGGCGGAAUGAUCACGGCCGCGACGGAAGGGAUGGGGAUGCUGAAGGAGCCAAUGCCCAGCCAGAAGAAGCACCAGAAGACCCUCUGAAGAACGCUACUACUCUCUAUGUUGGCAAUUUAUCUUUCUAUACAACAGAAGAACAGGUCUACGAGCUAUUCUCCAAGUGUGGUGAGAUCAAGCGCCUAGUCAUGGGGCUUGACCGAUUCAACAAGACGCCCUGCGGAUUUUGUUUUGUCGAGUACUAUACCCACCAAGAUGCUCUCGAUUGCCUGAAAUACAUCGGCGGCACUAAGCUUGACGAACGAAUCAUCCGUACGGACUUAGACCCCGGUUUUGAAGAGGGUCGUCAGUACGGCCGAGGCAAGUCUGGUGGUCAGGUGCGAGAUGAGUACCGUGACGAUUACGACGAGGGCAGAGGCGGACUAGGCAGAGCCAUCCAGACGGACCGAGAGCGCGACAAUCUGCGGAAUAGAGAACGAGACCAUCACACGGAAGAGGAUUACGGCCGUCUUCGGUAGUCUCGAAGAAUUGCUCGGCGAUAGGCCUUUGGCUAGCAAGAUGGUUCAUUUGAUACCCUGUAUUAGAUAAAGUCUGGCAAAUACAGAUACACACGGUUAUGGAUAAUUCACUGCUAGUUGCAAUUUCA